Molecule: messenger RNA, 2632 nt
Organism: Pogona vitticeps (central bearded dragon)
Lineage: Eukaryota; Metazoa; Chordata; Lepidosauria; Squamata; Agamidae
Gene: CCSER1
Product: coiled-coil serine rich protein 1
Source: RefSeq, a predicted model, not a curated record
CCCCCCCCAACCCCAUCAACACCUGUCCAGCCAAGGCGCAGGAUCCCACCAACCAGAUUUUAACUAUUGGCUGAUCCUGGCCAAGUCUAAGAGGUCCGGAUGGGGGAAUCAGGAUCAAGACGUUCAAUUAUUGUGUCUCGGCUGCCAAUAUUCCGGAGAAGUAUUAGCCGAAGACGUGAUUCCCUCCCGUCAUCGCCAACGUCCAACAGUACCGUAGGUGUUCACAGCUCUUCCCCCUCCAGCACGAAUUCAAGCUCAGGGAGUACAGGCAAACGCCGGAGCCUAUUCCGCACACCUUCCAUUAGCUUCCACCACAAGAAAGGGAGCGAACAGAAAGUUGAACCUCAGAGCCAAAAUGUGGGCAUCUUAAACGGUGCUCAGUCCAGCCACAGCAACACUUUGCAAAAGCUCAAUUUGGAGGAGCAUGUGAAAAGUAGAGGGAGGCAUUCGGUAGGCUUUGGGGGUUCUCGGAACAAGAAGAUAACGAGGUCUUUGACAGAGGACUUUGAAAAGGGGAGAGAGGCUUCAUCCAACAAGAAUGUCUUCAUAAACUGCAUACGGUCUGGGAAGAACGAAAGCGAUGAUUCUGGAUUUACAGAAGAACAGAGUAGAUCCUCUUCGGUUAAACAUUCCUCAAGGAAACUUCUCCCUAAAUCGUUCUCUACACACUACAGAUUUUCAAAGCCAGUCCCUCAAAGCCAGUCCAUUUGCAGUGUGCAGCCGCCUUCUUGUUCGGUGGAUGUUAAAACCAACGUUGACAAUGAAGCCGCAUUGGCAGCAACAUCUCCUUCAGGUUCUGCCGAGGUAAUAGAAUGUAUAGGUAGCUCUUCGCAGUCACCAAUGCUUUCCACCGACCUGACGACAGUGCAGACACCUUCUGAGUUUCUAGCGUUGACGGAAGAUUCUGUCUCGGAGGUGGAUGGGCUACCCAACUAUGGAAAUUUGCACCCAGAAACCUUCACCCAUAAUGGUUCUACCUCGCAAAUCUUCCUGAAUCCUGUUACUGCUGCUCCUGUUAUUUCAAGGAAAACUGAUCGUGCAGAAAGUGCUUCCCACUAUGAUGUUGCAUCACCCGAAAGUCACAGGGCUAGACGUAUGCUGCUCCGUGAAGCCAGUACUGUACCUGAAAGCCUUGAUCAUAACAGAAACUGUGCAAAAGUAUUAUUACAAGAACUCCCUGCUAAACAGUUUAGACACCAACAAGAAGUAAACUCAGGAGCUGAAGCACAAUUAAAACCCGUUGUCUUAAAACAGGGAGAAAUAACUGAACAUUCUCCAAAUGCACAGAGAUCACAUAGGGACCAAGAAGAAAUAAGAGCCUCUCAACAUAUUAGAGAAACCAUCCCACCGACUGAAUCUAUGAUCAUCCCUUUGUCUUCUGAACCUCAGUCUUUUCAAAUGCAACAGGGAUAUGAAAUGAACCACGCGAAGGUGAAUCUGGCCAGCAGUUUUAGCCCAUAUCGAGAAGGGCGAUUCAUAGAAAAACGCCUGAGGUCUUCUUCAGAAGGUACCGCUGGGAGUAGCCGGAUGAUCUUAAAACCAAAGGACAGCAACCCAGAAGAACUGAACAGUCUGAGAAAGCAGAGAACAAGCUCCUCCUCCUCCAAAAUGAACAGCAUGGAUGUUUUGAAUAACCUGGGCUCCUGUGACCUGGAUGAAGAUGACCUCAUGCUUGACUUGGAGUUCCUGGAAGAACAACAUCAUUGCCGUUCUGUGUGCCGAGAAGAUUCCCACCAGUCUAUAGUCUCCUGUGCUGCAGUGCUACUUACUCCCAUUGAAUCUGCAGCUGAAGGAAAGAAGAAGGAACAGCCAAAAAUGCCUGAAGUGACCAAACAGAACCUUUCUCUCAAGCUGUCCAAAGAAGUGGAUCGGGGAGAAACAAGGUGCUCUCGUGUCAGUCAGCUUGCCAGCAGCCCAUCAGUGGAGUGGCCUUUUCCAGCCAUGGAAGAAGGUGGAGGGAUGGAAUCCUUGCCCUUCCGGCUCAUGAUGCAAGACUGUACUGCUGUCAAAACAUUACUGCUGAAGAUGAAGAGGGUUCUCCAAGAGAGCACUGAUAUGAGUCCUGCCAGCAGUACCCACUCCCUUCCAGUUAGUCCACUUACUGAAGAACCAUUGUCAUUCAAGGAUAUAAUGAAAGAUGAAUGCUCAUCGCUGAAGCUGCAGCUGAAAGAGAGAGAUGAGCUCAUUUCUCAACUCCGUGAAGAGCUGGAGAAGGCCCAACAUUUACAGAGCGCUCUUGUCUCUCAAGCAGAUAAAUCUACACAGACUGAACUUGUAGGCCACGAUGCCCUGUGGAAUUCUUCAUGUACUGAAGGUUCAGUUUACAAACCAAUCAGCAUCUCAUUGGUAUCAACAUUAUUUAAUUAAAUAAAUAAAUAUAUAUUGUCUGGAUACACACUACAUAGACAAUUAGUUUAAUUUAUCUUUCUUCUAUUAAAAAGUAUGUACAUUUGCCUCAGAAGAUUGCCAUAUUUGAGAUUACUUAUGCUGCAGUGGGGGGAAUGUUUAUUCAUUAUAAAAGCAACCAGAAAAGUAUUCUUCACUAUUAUCAACUGAAUUAGCAAACCUUUCAUUAAAUUAUAACUAAUAAAUUAUUGAGGAGUUUGAACAAUCAAAAUAAAAUAUACUUACG